AUGGCGUCCCAGUGCACCCUCUCAACACUGUUUCCCAUCCAAAGUCAGCUCGAGUGCGCCUUGGAUGAGGCUGCCACCCAUACAGAAAAAGAACAACUUGUUUACGAUUAUCUGGAAAAAUCAGACGAAAGAGAGGACCUUAAAAUCUCCGAUUUCCACACAGGUUUAGAGUGGCUGAACACUGAAGGACCUCUGUCUUUGAACAAGGAGCUGGUUGGUAAAGUGGUGCUGCUGGACUUCUUCACUUAUUGCUGCAUCAACUGCAUGCACAUCCUGCCUGACCUGCACCAGCUGGAGAACAGACACUCUGUUAAAGAUGGUCUGGUGAUUGUUGGUGUUCACUCUGCCAAAUUUCCCAAUGAAAAAGUCCUGGACAACAUCCGGAGCGCUGUGCUCCGCUACGACAUCUGCCACCCCGUGGUGAACGACAGCGAGGCGUCUCUCUGGCACGAGCUGGAAGUUUCCUGCUGGCCCACACUGGUGCUGCUGGGACCUCAUGGUAACCUGCUCUUUGCCCUGGUGGGCGAAGGUCACCGGGACAGGCUGACACUUUUCACCGACAGUGCCCUUCGGUUUUAUGGUGAACGAGGGCUGCUGAAGACUCACUCAGUGGGUAUUAAGCUUUACCGGGACUCCUUGCCACCCAGCAUCCUUUCUUUUCCUGGAAAGGUGGCUGUUGACCAAAGCAACCAAAGGCUGGUGAUUGCAGACACAGGGCAUCACAGAAUCCUGGUGGUGUCUUCUAUCGGACAACUACUACACGUUAUAGGUGGACCUGAAAGAGGCAAACAAGAUGGCGACUUGUCCGAAGCAUCCUUUAACUCCCCUCAGGGCGUUGCCAUCAAAAAUGACACCAUAUAUGUGGCGGACACAGAAAACCACCUGAUUCGAAAGAUUGACCUCUCUCAGCGACGAGUAUCCACUAUAGCUGGCGUUGGCGCUCAAGGGACAGAUAAUGAGGGCGGGGCCAUGGGACCUGAGCAGCCAAUCAGCUCUCCCUGGGACGUAAUUCUUGGCACUGCCUGUGGUGCUGAAGACAACGUGCUGUGGAUAGCCAUGGCAGGAACUCACCAGAUUUGGGCUUUGUUCCUAGCAGAUGGAAAACUGCCCAAAGGAAGUGAGUCCAAGGCGGGGACGUGCGUGCGAUGGGCCGGCAGCGGCAGCGAGGAGAACCGAAACAACGCCUACCCUCACAAGGCGGGCUUCGCUCAGCCUUCCGGCCUGGCUUCGGCCCUCAAGGAGCCCUGGAGCUGCCUGUUCGUGGCCGACAGUGAAAGCAGCACCGUGCGCACGCUGUCGCUGAAAGACGGAGCCGUCAAGCAUCUGGUUGGAGGAGAGAGAGACCCGCUGAACCUUUUUGCUUUCGGGGAUGUUGAUGGGAAAGGAGUGGACGCCAAGCUGCAGCAUCCUCUCGGUGUCGCCUGGGCUCCUGAACAAAAGCUGCUCUAUGUGGCAGAUUCCUACAACCACAAGAUUAAGACGGUGGAUCCAAAAACAAAGCAGUGUGCCACAUUAGCAGGGACGGGAGAGGCUGGUGACGCUCUGGGACCAGAACUCAACAAAUCUUGCUUCAAUGAACCUGGAGGAAUCUGUGUCGGCGACGGCGGGAAACUGCUUUACGUGGCCGACACAAACAACCACCAAAUCAAAGUUCUGGACCUGGAGUCCAAGACUGUCUCUCUGUUCCCCGUCCUCACUGAGUGCACAGACUCUGCACCUGUGAAGCGUCCGGCUGCGACUAAAGUCCCAACGCUUCCUAAAUCAGCUGUCAGGAAGAACGCACCGCCAGUGACCGUGUCCGCAGGCCAGACUGUCUGCAUGUCGCUCGCCAUUUCACUUCCAGAAGGAGCCAAACUCACCAAAGAAGCACCGAGCUGCUGGGCACUGUCAGCCGAAGGUAACGAGUGGCUGCUGGGCGAGCAGGUGAUGACGGGAGAAAUCGUGGAUGUGUCGCAGCCUCUCCGCAUCUCAGCCAAACUCCCACCUGUCCUGAACGGGUCGGACGGAAACCUCAGCUUGGCGUUAAACACUUGGGUGUAUUACUGCACGGAGGGCGGGAACACGUGCAUGAUGAAAGCAGCCUCGUUUACUCUUCCUCUUCACAUAAACAGCUGUCCUGGAGCCGGAGAGGUCACGGUGACAUUAACUCACGCCUUCUAGAAACCAGCAGC
Molecule: messenger RNA, 2171 nt
Organism: Nematolebias whitei (Rio pearlfish)
Lineage: Eukaryota; Metazoa; Chordata; Actinopteri; Cyprinodontiformes; Rivulidae
Gene: nhlrc2
Product: NHL repeat containing 2
Exons: 12
Coding region: 1-2160 (719 amino acids)
Molecular function (GO): protein binding
Source: RefSeq, a predicted model, not a curated record